Molecule: messenger RNA, 3623 nt
Organism: Poeciliopsis prolifica (blackstripe livebearer)
Lineage: Eukaryota; Metazoa; Chordata; Actinopteri; Cyprinodontiformes; Poeciliidae
Gene: slc25a23a
Product: solute carrier family 25 member 23a
Exons: 11
Coding region: 403-1878 (491 amino acids)
Biological process (GO): transmembrane transport
Molecular function (GO): ATP transmembrane transporter activity; calcium ion binding
Source: RefSeq, a predicted model, not a curated record
UUUGGACCAGGACCGCAUCCUCCACAUUCACUCAUCUGACGCACCGUGGCCGCCAGUGGACCGUCUCUCUCUCUCUCUCUCUCUCUCUCUCUCUCUCUCUCUCUCUCUCUCUCUCUCUCUCUCUGUCUCUCUCUCUCUUUUUCUCUCUCUCUCUUUCUCUCUCUCUCUCUCUGUCUCUCUCUCUCGCCUCUUCCUGCUCCGUGAACAGAGCUGCGUGAAGGAAAUCCACCCUUCAACGGAGCGAACGGCCGGGACGCGGCGGAUCCGCGUCAACUGGCUCCAGGACGCGGCCGAUGCCUCACCCCCCUCUCCCUCCUCCUGCCCCCCUCCAGUCACGACCCUCCCUCUGCAUGCGGCUGUGGACGGCGGCAGAUAAACACUGACUCUGAGUGACGCCCGGUCAUGACAGCCCUGCGGUCGACUUGGAUCCUGAAGGUGCAGUGUCUGGAAGGUGAACAUUUUGUUCCAGAUGAGGAGAGGAGGAAGCACUGGGAAGAGCUGUUCGAACAGCUGGACCUCAACAAAGAUGGACGCAUUGACAUGCUGGAGCUGCAGGCGGGGCUUGCUCACAGAGGGCUCUCCGACGGCUGCCUGCAGAAGAUUGUAGAGACUGGGGACACCAACGAAGACGGAGUCCUGGACUUCGAGGAAUUCGUCGAGUAUCUUCACAACCACGAGAAGCAACUUAAAGUCAUGUUUCACCAUAUGGACAGAAACAAAGACGGUCACAUUGAUGUGGAAGACAUCCAGGACUGUCUGCACACCAUCGGUGUGAAUGUUAGCCCUGAAGAUGCCACCAGGAUUCUGCUAAGUAUGGACAAGGACGGCACCAUGACGAUUAACUGGAGUGAGUGGCGCGACUACUUCCUGUUCAAACACCUGAACGACGUGCAGGACGUGGCUCGGUUCUGGAAGCGUUCAAUGAUAUUGGACACAGGCGAGCAGCUGACAGUCCCAGAGGAGUUUUCAGAAGAGCAGAAGAAGUCGGGCUAUAUGUGGCGGCAGCUAAUGGCGGGAGUCAUAGCUGGAUCUGUGUCCCGAACCGGAACCGCUCCACUGGACCGCCUCAAAGUCUUCAGACAAGUACACGGCUCCACUGAUUUUAGAGGCAGUGCUCUGAGCGGGUUUAAGUACAUGCUGAACGAGGGAGGACCAUGGUCUCUGUGGAGAGGCAACGGAGUCAAUGUCCUGAAAAUCGCUCCUGAGACUGCCAUCAAAUUCUCCGCUUAUGAACAGAUCAAGAGUGUGAUGCGCGGCCAUGAUGAAACAAGAACACUGAGGCUUCAUGAGAGGUUUGUCGCCGGCGCUUUGGCUGGAGCAACAGCUCAGACAGUCAUUUACCCGAUGGAGGUGCUGAAGACGCGGCUCAAUCUCAGAAAAACAGGUCAGUUCAGAGGAAUAGCAGACUGCGCCAACCAGAUCCUGCAGCGGGAAGGCGCCGCGGCCUUCUACAAGGGCUACGUCCCCAACAUGCUGAGUAUCAUCCCUUAUGCUGGCAUUGACCUGGCCGUGUAUGAGACGCUCAAACUUGCUUGGCUGAACCGGAACACGGGCCUGCCUGACCCGGGGGUGAUGGUGUUGUUGGGAUGCGGCGCAGUCUCCAGUACAUGCGGGAUGCUUGCGAGUUACCCGCUGGCGCUGGUCCGCACACGCAUGCAAGCACAAGCUUCAGUGAAAGGAUCCCCUAAACUUUCAAUGCUGUCCUUGCUCCGCAACAUUGUUACGCAAGAGGGCAUCGCCGGACUUUACCGAGGAAUCUCCCCCAACCUGCUAAAGAUCGUCCCGGCCGUGAGCGUGUCCUACGUCGUCUAUGAGUACAUGAGAAUAAUGCUAGGAAUGGACUUCGAGGGUAGGAGGGACGGGAAGGGGCAUGGGUAGAUAAAAGAGACCUGGUUUGUUGUGAGUUUUUAUCUGCAAGCAUGUGCAGAAACGUUGUCAGUGCAUGGAAAAAGGGCUUCACUCGUGAAUAACUUUGAGACAACUCGACUUGCUUUUGUAACGCCUUGAAGAAAAAAAAGACUACUGCAAUUCCGGACGAAGAAGUUACCAGGCCCAAGCAUGAUGUCUUGCAAAGAUAUUCAGACCUCUUUCAUGUUUUCACAUUUUGUCAGCUAAAACUAUUGCUAACAGAUUCAGAUGUUCUUGUCUUUCAGCGUAACAUGCACUGCUGGACAAAAUUAUGACACAUGCUCGGUCACCAGCACAAACCAGCUGGACAAACUAUAAAAGAAUAUAAAAAGAAGAAUAAAAUAGAACGGGAACAAGAAUAUUUUAUUGGGAGUCAACGUAACAGAUCAAAACAAAAAUCAUUGAGAAGUGGAAGUGAAACGAUGGGGGAGAUGAGAGCACGUUUGCAUUCAACCUUCUUUUCCUCUGAUGCUCCUAAAUAAAAUUCAGUGCAACUCCAUGCCUAUAGGAGGAACUUAGUUCACAAUUCUGCACUAUUUUGUGUUGCUCUAUGCCAUAAGUCCAAAUACAAUACAACGAGGUAUGUAGUUGUGACAUGAUGAAAAUGUGAAAAGGUUUAACGGGUAAAAAUGGACUUGGAAGAAAGAGCUGACUGGCAUAAUAUGGCCUGUGCAGAAUUGUGGCUUUGCUGUGGUCAAAUAACCAAAAGGCCUGAAACUCACUGCUGGUCUUCUAGACCACUGGUGGAUCCUGAUAGAAAUGAACCCUUGAUGACAUUAACCAAACCCCAUUAGUAAGGGAAACGCAAGCAGUUUGUUUUCAAAAUCAGGGUGAAAAGAUGGGGAAACAUCUAAAUGCUGCUAAAUGUAAUGAAUGAUCAGCCUCCAUCUGCACAGGCUGCUGUUAAUUUCUGGAGUGAUGUGUUGCUUUUGAAAGCUAACAGCCGUGUGGGGAGUUGAACCGACAAGCAUCUCGCUCCUUCUGCUGCUGCUGCUGCAGGAAUCUGCAUGGAUGUGUGGAUCUUGCAUGAACUUGCCAGACACAAAGUAACCUCUGGAAGGCAGCUCACCGUACAUUCCUUCAGCAUUGUUUUCUCUACCAGGUGGGGAAUAGCGAAGAUUGGCUGUGGGAGGAACCUGCACAGACUCAGGACAGUUACUGAUGAGUCUUAAACUAAUGUUACCAAAACCAAAGCACAAUGACAGCCUGACGGAAAGCAGGCGGUCGGUAUCAUUGCCACAUCUUUGAGUGAAAGGACGGUGGUGAGAAGAAAAGACGCACACCGAACUGCCUUUAUGGACUGGAACCUGACAAAGACAAAGACACGCAAAGGGUUAAGGUGACUUCACCUGACAUAACAUUACAACGGUCUACGCAGAAAAGUGUGGAUUGGGUGAUACCUUUCAAAAGACUUGACAUGGUGCACUGGCAUGGCGUGUUUUCUAAAAGGUUCACUGUAUCUGUUUGUACAACAAGAACUUACAUUCACUGUAACUUCAGACAAACUGCAUGCACUGUGCUGCUUUUGUGGACAAUUUGCACAGGUUGUUUUAAUGUUAAAUUAAAAGAAUUUUAUUAAACCUUUGUACAUUUUUGUCAACUGAAUAAAAAGACAGAAUUGACAUUGGAUCUGUUCCUCUACAGGUCUUUUGUAUUAUUGUGUGUGGAAAUCUGGGUUAUUUAUAUUUGUUUAAUAAAGAGACAUUAAAUAUUAA